This is a messenger RNA of Acanthosepion pharaonis, 1341 nucleotides long. Lineage: Eukaryota; Metazoa; Mollusca; Cephalopoda; Sepiida; Sepiidae. The record is from the annotation of a GenBank genome assembly.
AUGAGUGGGUUUCAAAAAUCUUCCUCCUCAUCUUUUUUAUUUCUCUAUCUUCCGGAUUCACUUUUGGGGAGUUUAUCUGUCGAUCCAUUUCCUGAUCAGGAAGAAACAAAUUGGACUUUUCUGCUUGCCCCCCAUCAAAAUGCUAAGGGUUUCUUUACAUUUUUUUCUUCACUUUUUCUCUCCAUUUCUUUUCUGCUGGCUUCUUCCUUUCUUUCUUCAUAUUUUUUUUAUUUUUCUAUUUUAUUCCCUUCUUUCAAUUCUUUUUUCUUUUUUCUUUUACGUGUUCAUUUUUAUUUUCUUCUUUUAUAUUUUUUAAUUUUAUUUAAUCCCUUCAUUUUUUUCCUGCAAUUUUAUUUUUAUGCUUUUCUUUGUUUCUUUUUUUGUUUUUUUUUUUUACUAUUCCUUUAUUUAUUUUCCAUUCUGCAACCUUAUUUCUUUUACUUUGUUUUUUUCUUUUUUUUUAUUUCUUUUUUCUUCCUUUUUUUAUGCAUAUCUAUAUAUCCAAACUUAUUUCCUCUCUUUCUUUCUAAUCUUCUUCUUUCUUUCCUUUUAAAUAUCUGUACUUAUUUCCUUUCUUUUUUAAAUCUUCAUAUUCAUUGUCUUUCUCUUUUUUAUUUUCUUUCUUUCUCAUUUCAUUUUUUUUUCUUUUUUUAUUCUUUUUUUUUUUUUUUUAAUUUAUCUAUAGUUAUUUUCUUUUUUUCUCAUCUUCAUAUUCUGUUUUCUUUAUUCUCUCUUAAACUCCAAACUCCAUAUUCUUUUUUUCUUUUUUCACAUUUAAUAUCCAAUAUUUAUUUCUUUUUUUCUUUUCUUUCUAAUCUUCUUAAUCUUUCAUUUCUUUCCUUUUUAAAUAUCUGUUUCUUUCUUUCCUUUUUUUUAAAUUUUCUUCAUAUUUAUUGUAUUUUCUUUUUUUAUUUUCAUUUUCUUCAUUUCUUUCUUUCUUUUUUUAUUCUUUUUUUACCCUUUAAUAUCUAUAGUUAUUUUCUUUCUUUCUCUUCACAUUCUUUAUUUUCUUUCUUUCUCAUCUUCAUAUUCUUUCUUUCUUCUCUCUUAAUCUUCACACUCAUUUUCUUUCUUUUUAAUCUUCAUUUUCUUUCUUUCUUUCUUUCUUUCUUUCUUUCUUUCCCAUUAAGUAGCCAUACUCUCUUUCUAAUCUUCAUAUUCUUUCUUUAUUCUCUCUUAAUCCACAGACUUAUUUUCUUUCUUUGUAAUCCUCAUAUUUAUUCUCUUUCUUUCACUCUUUUUCUUUCAUUCCUCUUUAAUAUUUAUAUUCAUUUCCUCUCUUUCUUUCUAAUUUUCAUAUUUUCUUUCUUUCUUUUUUCUCUUUAUUUAUUUCUCCUUUAA